Molecule: messenger RNA, 1105 nt
Organism: Phyllostomus discolor (pale spear-nosed bat)
Lineage: Eukaryota; Metazoa; Chordata; Mammalia; Chiroptera; Phyllostomidae
Gene: C6H11orf86
Product: chromosome 6 C11orf86 homolog
Exons: 2
Coding region: 237-629 (130 amino acids)
Source: RefSeq, a predicted model, not a curated record
GACGGUAUGGCCAGGGGAGGCUGCCUUGAGGCAGGAGUUGGGGGCAGGGGGGAGGCCUGCACCCUUUGCCCCAGACGGUGACUCAGCGAUGCUUUGGCCCCUGUGGCCUGCCCUUUGGUUUAUGAUGGCCACCUCAGCAGCAUCAACCUUUGCCCCCGAGUGAGCUCCCGUCAGAUCAGUGGAGGGACCCGGCCACCGCAGAGGCCAGUGACUCGCCAAGGGCCUGGAGCAGUCCUAUGCCUGUAGCCUCUGGAACCAUGGGGACGGGGCAGCGCAGCCAGUCCUUGCGGCGACCACGGAGCUCCUAUGGCAAGCUCCAGGAGCCCUGGGGGAAGCCUGUGGAGGGCCAGCUGCGCCGGGCGCUGAGCCUCAGACAGGAUCGUGGGAAGCCCAGAUCCUCAGAGGGAGGCCCAGAGAGGCUGGACUCCCCUGAUCAGGAGCGGCAGCCUGGAGGCCUGGGGGACACGGAGCAGCUGAUCCAGGCUCAGCAAGGAGGCAGCCCCCGGCGGUGGCUGAGGCAAUAUCAGCAGGUGAAAAGAAGGUGGGAGAGCUUCGUCGCCAGCUUCCCCAGUGUGACCCUGAACCGGCCGACCUCCCCCCCGGAGCCCCCUCCGGGCACCGCCCGCUAAGGCCGCCAGAAGCCAUGGUGGCCCCGGCUGUGCCCAGAUGCGACGGCUGUGUCUGCUGAGCUACCUCUUCGCUGCCUGGCCUUACCUGGCCCCGAGACCUCUGCCACUACCUCGCCUGAGGGCCGUGUAUUGCCCCUCCGCUCAGGCCUUCCUCUCCAAGGCUGUCUCACAGCUAAGACCCCAACAUGGCUGAGGAGAAGGGGGCGCAGCUCUGCCUCCUGGUAGAUUCUGCCCUCUGGAAAAUGCCAUGGGAGUCCCUCUGGACAAUGACGUGCAUGAGGGUCUUAGAAGCCUGCCCAGCAGCGCAGGUGUGGACGCUGCUGGUUCCGACACGAGACUGGUCGUAAACUUCCAGGGCAGAGCUCAGUGAAGCCAGAAACUGUGGCUGAGAAGCUCUCCGACCUGCCUUGUCCCUCUUGCCCUUCCUCCCUGCCAGCUGAUGCUGGGGGGGCGGUGGCGCAUGGGCCUCCCACGGA